AGCUCAAUGACGUUACUCUAGUGACUUCAUGUAUUUUUAUCACAUAGCGUUUUGUUUAUUCUACUUCACAGCAUUUCUCAGCUUUCUGUUGGUUCUGGUAAAUCUGCUGAAGAACACACUGCGUGGAUCCGCUGGUAUUGUGCUGCCGACACUUCCCUGUGUUCAGCGUUUCUCCAACAACUGUGGUUUGUUUUCUGACGUCAUCAACGCGUGACGUAGUCCUCCCUGGCUCGAGGAGCCAGUGACAGAGCGCGCGACUCAGCGGAGCGCUCCUGUGGGUGCCGGUUCGCUCAGCGCGUCCGGUUUAGAACGCGACCCGGCCGGUUCUGGGUUCGGUACCGACUCCCGCCAGAGGAAACACGAGAGCUUCUGCAGCCUCAUCUGGGUUACAGUAUUUACAAGUGGACCCACCAGAACCCGGCCGAAGCUGUGGGAGCCUGGCGGAAGCCCGGUUCUGCUGCAGGACCGUGCUGCUGCAUUAUUCCUGCAGGGGGGGUGUGCCUGGUGUGCAGCCAUGCACCGCUUAAGGACCACCGUGGCCCGACUCCGGCCCCUGACGGCUGCACAGGCAGCAAAGAGCCCGGCGCAGCCCAGAACCGCUAGAGCGGGCUUAAGGACGGUCCAGCCCAGGAGGCAGCAGAACACGUCUGCGUCUGCAGAGCCCUUUCUUAAUGGCACCAGCUCCAACUAUGUGGAAGAGAUGUACUACGCAUGGCUGGAGAAUCCCAGGAAUGUGCACCAGUCCUGGGAUGUGUUUUUCCGUAACGCUAAUGCAGGGGCGCUCCCUGGCGCCGCCUACCAGAGCCCGCCGCCCCUCAGCCGGGGUUCUCAGGGACCAGCCGGUGUCCAGGCGCUGGGGGGGAUUCAGCCCAAUGUGGACAAGCUGGUGGAAGAUCAUCUAGCGGUGCAGUCGCUGAUACGAGCGUACCAGGUGCGAGGGCAUCACAUAGCAAAGCUGGACCCGCUGGACAUCAGCUGUGUGGACUUUGAUGACACCCCAUGUACCUUUGGUUACCAGAACGUGGAGGUGUGCAAAGACCGCCUGCGUAGUCUGGCUGUGGAAGGCUUUUAUGGACUGACUGAAUGUGACCUGGACAAAGUUUUCCGGCUUCCCACCACCACCUUCAUUGGUGGCAACGAGAGUUCUCUGCCGCUCAGGGAGAUCAUCCGGCGCCUGGAGACGGCCUACUGUCAGCAUAUCGGAGUGGAGUUCAUGUUCAUCAACGACAUGGACCAGUGCCAGUGGAUCCGGCAGAGGUUUGAGACUCCAGGAGUCGUGCAGAUCAGGCUGGAGGAGAAGCGGACUCUGCUGGCCAGGAUGAUCCGGUCCACCAGGUUUGAAGAGUUUCUCCAGAGGAAGUGGUCGUCGGAGAAGCGCUUCGGGCUGGAAGGCUGCGAGUCGCUCAUCCCGGCCCUGAAGACCAUCAUCGACCAGUCCAGUGAGAGCGGCGUGGACAGCGUGAUCCUGGGGAUGCCUCACAGGGGGAGGCUCAAUGUUCUGGCCAAUGUGAUCCGGAAGGAGCUGGAGCAAAUCUUCUGCCAGUUUGACUCCAAACUGGAGGCAGCGGAUGAGGGUUCUGGUGAUGUCAAGUAUCACCUGGGAAUGUAUCACAAGAGGAUGAACCGGGUCAGCGACAGGUUGGUCACCAUGUCCCUGAUGGCGAACCCGUCCCACCUGGAGGCUGUGGACCCAGUGGUGCAGGGGAAGACCAAGGCUGAGCAGUUCUACCGUGGGGACGCUGAAGGCAGGAGGGUCAUGUCCAUCCUGCUCCAUGGCGACGCUGCGUUCGCGGGUCAGGGGGUCGUGUACGAGACGUUCCACCUGUCCGACCUGCCGUCGUACACCACGCACGGCACCGUGCACGUGGUGGUCAACAACCAGAUCGGCUUCACCACAGACCCCAGGAUGGCCCGGUCCUCGCCGUACCCCACGGACGUGGCGCGGGUGGUCAACGCCCCCAUCUUCCACGUCAACGCAGACGACCCCGAGGCGGUGAUGUACGUGUGCAAGGUGGCGGCGCAGUGGAGGAACGCCUUCCACAAGGACGUGGUGGUGGACCUGGUGUGUUACAGACGCAACGGCCAUAACGAGAUGGACGAGCCCAUGUUCACACAGCCGCUGAUGUACAAGAAGAUCCGGCAGCAGAAGGGCGUCCUGCACACGUUCGCCGAGAAGCUCAUCGACGAGGGCGUCGUCAGCACGCAGGAGUACGAGGAGGAGGUCGCCACAUAUGACAGAAUUUGUGAGGAGGCUUACGCUCGCUCCAAAGAUGAGAAGAUCCUCCACAGCAGACACUGGCUGGACUCUCCGUGGCCCGGCUUCUUCAACCUGGAGGGGCAGCCUAAAAGCAUGAGUUGCCCUUCCACCGGCAUCAGCGAGGAGGAGCUGGGCCACAUCGGACACAUCGCUGCAUCGGUCCCAGUGGAGGACUUCACCAUACACGCAGGUCUGAGCCGCAUCCUGAAGGGCCGGGCCAACAUGGUGAGCCAGCGCUUGUGUGACUGGGCUCUGGGGGAGUACAUGGCCUUUGGCUCUCUGCUCAAAGGCGGGGUCCACGUACGCCUCAGCGGGCAGGAUGUGGAGAGAGGCACCUUCAGCCACAGACAUCACAUCCUUCACGACCAGAACGUGGACAAGAGGAUCUGCGUCCCCAUGAACCACAUCUCCCCUGAUCAGGCUCCUUACACCGUCUGCAACAGCUCUCUGUCGGAAUACGGAGUCCUAGGGUUUGAACUGGGUUUUGCUAUGUCCAGUCCCAACGCCCUGGUUCUGUGGGAGGCCCAGUUCGGAGACUUUCAUAACACAGCUCAGUGCAUCAUCGACCAGUUCAUCAGCUCGGGCCAGGCCAAGUGGGUGAGACACAACGGCAUCGUGCUGCUGCUUCCUCACGGCAUGGAGGGAAUGGGUCCGGAGCACUCGUCUGCCCGCCCCGAAAGGUUCCUGCAAAUGUGCAAUGAUGACCCAGACGUUUUCCCUCCGCUGACGGAGGACUUCGCUGUGCGUCAGCUCUACGACUGUAACUGGAUGGUGGUCAACUGCUCCACUCCUGCAAACUACUUCCACGUCCUGCGCCGGCAGAUCCUGCUGCCCUUCAGGAAGCCGCUCGUAGCGUUUACCCCCAAGUCGCUGCUGCGUCACCCUGAGGCCAAGUCCAGCUUUGAUGACAUGCUAGCAGGGACUCACUUCCAGCGCCUGAUCCCAGACCAGGGUCCUGCAGCAGACGCUCCAGGAAGUGUCAAGAGGAUCAUUUUCUGCACCGGAAAGAUCUACUACGAGCUGACCCGGGAACGCAAGAACCGCAGCAUGGAAGGGGACGUCGCCGUGGUCCGGCUUGAACAGCUGUCGCCGUUCCCCUUCGAUCUGGUGAGAGCAGAGGCCGAGCGUUACCCGGCGGCUGAUCUUGUCUGGUGUCAGGAGGAGCACAAGAACCAGGGCUACUACGAAUACGUCAAGCCCCGCAUCCGGACCACCACCAACAGAACGCGGCCCGUCUGGUACGCCGGCCGAGGCCCUGCAGCGGCUCCAGCCACAGGGAACAAACACACUCACCUCACAGAGCUGCAGCGUUUACUGGACUCAGCGCUGGACCUGGAGGUGAAGCCGGGGACGGGGAGCCGGGGUCCCGGACCCGGAGCCGCCCACCUUCACACAGUCCAGUGACGGCUGGAUCCUGUUGCAUCGAGGCUUUUUCCUCAGUGUGUUUCUACAUCAGGACACGAAUCUAAGGCCGAAUGUAUGAAUUCAUACACAAUGAAGUUUUUUCAUUAUUAUUAAUGUUAUUUAAUUUAAACCUAUGAAGAUCUACAGCAUCACCAAAUUACUGCCUAAUCUCCUUCUGAACGAUGCUUUGAAUUUAUUUAAAAUCUGGCAGUUUGACUACCAGCGUGAAGACAGCUUUCAGUUUUACUGCAGGAUUGUUACUUUUAGCUUCAGAGCUGAUACGGACUCAUGUUCUGCUGAACAGCAAUGACUGGAACCAGUGGGUUCUGGAGUAGAGUGAGAGAUAGAGCAGCUUUAUUGUUCGGAGGUUCUGAAGGUUAACAGCUCUGAUGGGUCCUCACGUCCACCAGGCUCCUCUCAUCCAGUCCUGCUCAUCUUCCUCUGGACCCGCCUCCAUUUGUACCAAACACAACAAAUCAGCAGCGGCCCUGAUGCAUGUGACAACGUAUUUAUUCACAUUAUGUUGUGUGUUUUCCAUAAAUAAAGAUUCUAGUUCUUGUUGAA
This is a messenger RNA of Betta splendens (Siamese fighting fish), 4225 nucleotides long. RefSeq names its product 2-oxoglutarate dehydrogenase complex component E1-like. Gene Ontology annotation, biological process: tricarboxylic acid cycle. Gene Ontology annotation, molecular function: oxoglutarate dehydrogenase (succinyl-transferring) activity; thiamine pyrophosphate binding. Lineage: Eukaryota; Metazoa; Chordata; Actinopteri; Anabantiformes; Osphronemidae. Gene Ontology annotation, cellular component: oxoglutarate dehydrogenase complex; mitochondrion. The record is from RefSeq and is a predicted model, not a curated record. The transcript is spliced from 24 exons. The coding region runs from base 515 to 3661 and encodes 1048 amino acids.